Aegilops tauschii subsp. strangulata is the source of this 1580-nucleotide messenger RNA. RefSeq names its product dehydration-responsive element-binding protein 2B. Gene Ontology annotation, cellular component: nucleus. Gene Ontology annotation, biological process: response to stress; positive regulation of DNA-templated transcription. Lineage: Eukaryota; Viridiplantae; Streptophyta; Magnoliopsida; Poales; Poaceae. The record is from RefSeq and is a predicted model, not a curated record. Gene Ontology annotation, molecular function: transcription cis-regulatory region binding; DNA-binding transcription factor activity.
UGAGCGCCUGGGGUUUCCGACUUUUCUUUCUCUCUUCCUCCAACUCUCUAUCCAAGUCGACGCAGCGAAGAAAACAGGCGACAAGAUUGCGAACGCUAGAUAUCUGGACCCGAUCCGGAUCGGGUCGGCCAUGACGGUAGAUCGGAAGCACGCCGAGGCGGCGGCGGCGGCGCCCUUCGAGAUCCCGGCGCUCCAGCCUGGAAGAACUUGUGGAGCAGAGGAAAGUACCCGGAGUCAUGUUCUCGUCAAACCAAUAGGAAGCAGUAAUCUUCCCUGUAAUGAAUAUGCACUCUUGGCGCGGCAAAACCCCAAGGGAGAUGCGCCGCCAGUGGCAUCUAUUCUGCGGAAAAAGCGACCUCGGAGAUCACGUGAUGGGCCUAAUUCAGUCUCUGAAACGAUCAGGCGAUGGAAAGAAGUGAACCAACAACUGGAGCAUGAUCCACAGGGUGCAAAGAGGGCGAGGAAGCCACCUGCAAAGGGUUCGAAGAAGGGCUGUAUGCUGGGGAAAGGAGGACCUGAGAAUACACAAUGUGGAUUCCGUGGUGUAAGGCAACGUACUUGGGGGAAGUGGGUUGCUGAAAUUCGGGAGCCAAAUCGGGUGAGCAGGCUCUGGCUGGGAACGUUCCCCACUGCUGAGGAUGCUGCCCGUGCUUAUGACGAGGCAGCCAGAGCAAUGUAUGGCGCACUGGCUCGUACCAACUUCCCUGUGCAUCCUGCACAAGCUCCUGCUGUGGCUGUACCAGCGGCAAUCGAAGGUGUUGUACGUGGUGCUUCAGCAUCAUGCGAGUCUACUACAACGUCCACCAACCACUCAGAUGUUGCUUCUUCCUUGCCGAGACAAGCUCAAGCUCCUGAGAUUUACUCCCAGCCAGAUGCGCUUGAGUCCACAGAAUCAGUUGUGCUGGAGUCUGUCGAGCAUUACAGCCAUCAAGACACUGUUCCUGACGCUGGCUCAAGCAUUUCAAGGAGCACAUCCGAAGAGGAUGUGUUCGAGCCAUUGGAGCCUAUUUCCAGUUUGCCGGAUGGAGAAGCAGACGGUUUUGAUAUAGAAGAAUUAUUGAGAUUGAUGGAAGCCGACCCAAUUGAAGUCGAGCCGGUCACUGGGGGCUCCUGGAAUGGUGGAGCCAACACUGGCGUGGAGAUGGGCCAGCAGGAACCUCUCUACCUGGAUGGCUUGGACCAAGGCAUGCUGGAGGGCAUGCUGCAGUCUGAUUAUCCUUACCCAAUGUGGAUAUCAGAGGAUCGGGCCAUGCACAACUCUGCCUUCCAUGAUGCUGAGAUGAGCGAGUUCUUCGAAGGGUUGUGAUCCCCUACCGGCGGCCAAACCAUGUCUAUGGUGUUUGGUCGGCUUGCCCUUCGGUGUCCGCUGCUGCGCUCCAAUGAAGAUCAAAUGGUCGACCGGAUUGGAUUCCUCUGCAGAACUAAUAAGCUCCUAAGCUAGUUUUUUGUGCUUCGUUUGUAGUUCUGUUAGGCAUGGGAACUCUUCUCUGUUUCGAUGUUUCUUGUGAUAAGAAACCUUGAUUGUGCAUCACGAUCUUUGGAAGGUGGAAAAAGAAAAUGUGAAAAUGCAUUUCCCUGUC